UCGCAUUUCGCCAAUGUUCCAAUUGUUCUAGACCAUCUCCGAUCUCUUGGUUCCCGAAUCAGGACUUGCUCUGUUGUCGCUGUUGAGAGCCCUUUGGCGAUGCCGAGUUAUGGAUGACGAGGGGCAUUGAUUCUUCCGCUUAGUCAAUAUGACUUCUCUCCUUAGGCUGAAACUUAUAUGAUCAAGAUUGAUCAUGUGUGAAAAUGGCUGCCAAGAAAGCUCGAUAACUAACAAGAGGCCCAUUUUGAACCUCAACAUCGAGCUCCAGGACCCUGAAUUCAACCUCCCCACAAUAGCUGAACUAGCUAAGCUCUCUCUGAUCUGAUUCUCCCUGAAGAACUUCUCUGCCUAUAAGCAUUAUUCUCUUAGUAAAUACGAUUAAUACUUUUAACGUCACCGUAUUCUUGUCUAGGCAAUUCCGUUAUUCAUCGACGGCUUCCUCCGUCUACUUGUUCCGCCAUCACAUGUCAUUCCCUUAACAGUCAGUGCAUAAGCUUACCGUCUCAUGCUUUCGUAUAGCUCCCCUGCUCGUGAUAGCUUCUCGUCCCCAAACAUGCUGAGAGAAACCGUUGGAGUCUAGGGCUUAUCCUACUCAUUCAAGCUCAAGCGUUUUGAGCCAAAGUAUUACCAAUGUUACUCGGGUCGAUCAAUGGCUGAGAAACGCCCUAAACUUCAGCCCUUUCAGGCGGUAACGUUUCUGACGAGAGAUACAAGAAAGCCACAAGGGGCCCCUGACAUACUAGGGACGGUUAGAGAGAAAUGGAGUUUUUGCUUUGCUCUACGUAAAGAGGCAAUUGGACAGACGACUCUCGAAGCAGCGGGGAAGCUGCUUUUUCUGACGUUGAUGCUACGUUUUUGCUUUCUUCUCCUCUUUUUCUGUUUAUUCUUCCCUUUACUAUCUUCUUUAACCUUCUUCUCUUCUUUCUCCAAACUUCAAGCUGACCUUUUCUUCAUCAAUACCAAAUACUCACACACCCAUCAUGACUUCUAACUCCAUCUCUCAACUCCCCACCCCAGAGCAACGGGAAGACAUCACCGCUAGCUUGGCAGACCUCAUCACAGCCAUUGAGUCUCAUUCUCAAUGGACUCCCCCCAAUGUUGACCGUGGCCUCUUCCACGUCUGGGACUUUGUCAAGAGAUCUCAUUAUAUCAUGACCGAGCUGGACAACAUUGCUGCUGGUCGAAAAGUUCAGCAUCCUGAACAGAUUCCCAAGAACGACGGUGUCGCUUCUGGCCCUGAAGCUGCCCUCGCUUCCUACACCGACGUUUGCACACGUACCAUCACAAUCAACGAGAUGAUUCAAAACCCUCGUAUGCUCGUCAUGCUCGGCCUCUCCAACGUCGACUUUGGUUCCGCUAUUCAAGAAAAAUCAGAAGCCGUUAAAGAGGCGAUCAAGAGCGCAAACUAGAUCUGCUCUGGACCUGAUACACGAAUGACGACGUUGUAGAGCUUGCGUCACGCGAUGAUCGUCGGCCGUUACAGGGUUUAUGAAUGAUGGAGUAAAGGGCGAACAUAUUUUGGUUUGACAUUGGGAAAUGAUUCAAGACUCGAAAAAGAAGAAAAGAGAACAAGAGCAUGCAAAAGUUCCAUGUGGUAUCCAGUUCUUUGCUGGACCAGCAGAGGUUCAACUCACUAGUACGAGAUGGCUAGUUCGGCGGAUUGGAGCUACGGCUAAGGUAUCUGAACGAUAAACAGAAACAACACACCGUGAGAGAUUCGUGAGUUUCCCUUGGGAAUUGAAACGUAGAAUGAAAUGACAUUAUCAUUCCUUAGUCAUUUGACCCUAGCCCAGCCUAUCCACCCAGGCUAUUCUAUUCAAAAGAACAGAAGAGCAAAAUAGUUGUCGUCAUAAACAGACCAUAUCGGUAAACUAAGCAUCAUAUCAUCCCUUAUGAUCUGCAAAAUGCCCUUAUCCAAUCUCGAUAACUAUACACAUGCCUCCCGUUCCCAUUGUCCAAUAAACCCGCCCAUAUAUAUACCUCCCCAUGAUUGUCGCCCAAACGAAAAGGAUAUCAUAGGCACAUCAUGCUACAGAAUGUGAAAAGACCAAUACAGCUGAUUGCACAUCAGUUCAGCUUCUCGCUCGUCAUCAUCUCACUCCAGCCCAGCGCCCCUUGGCUGUUGUCGAUGGCCCGAGGGUAAGUCGACGACCGAUGUUUCCAAAACAAACACAGCUGCAGAAAAGCACACUCAACAUCCACAUGCCCGUCUCGAGUGUCUUCUGCUGGGCGAGUCCACCGAGAAUGGGCAUAUCUCCAUCGGCUGCCAUUGUGGCAUUAACCAAAUGCCUGAACGGAACUUGAGUAGGCGCCGGCAUCAUAUCUGGGUUCACGCCGAGGAGCACAACCGACCCUGCGAGUCCAACCGCAGCUGAGAGCAGAAAACCGGGCUUGGAGCGGUCGAUAAGCCACCAUAGGAGGGGAUUGACAAGUGCCAAGGUCAGUGACACCUGAAGGGUGGACGCCCAGGCCACUUUGCGCUGCAGGAUGUUAGUUAUGCGGAACAAUGGCUUUGCCGUUGGCUGACUUACAAUCGCGAAGACAAUUCCGACAAAGGCACCGAUAGCCCGAACAGCAAGCGCCCAGUCAGUGCUUGGGUCGUCAUCUUUUGCUGAAGCACUGGUUUCUAACACAGCUUCAUCCCCCUUGUCGCCGAACGAAUUCUCCCAUACUCUAUCAAACCAAGGGAACAGCGCGCCCAGUGCAACGCCAGCAAGACCCCAAAACGUCAAAUGGCCCCAGUUAUACGUAGCACGAGGCGGAAGACUGUCCGACUCGUGGAAGCGCGAUGUGACUAAUACGCCAUAUCCCACGCCGAGAACGAAAAGCAAAAGUCCUCUUAAUACUAGAGCACCACCAGAUGGAGAAUGCUUUUGAGGCCCAGCAGGUUCAUGAACUCGAAUCGAGGACCGACGACGAAUAUGGUGUGAUCGAUCCUUCAGAAAAUCAAACGUAGCGUCGUCGAUGCUAGGUCUCUUGAUGGGUGUCUGAGCGCCUGUUCCCCAAGGUGUAUCGAGUUCAUCGCGAUCGGCAAAGACACGGUCGCGCGAAGAGGACGUUGUGGGAGAGUAGAUUCCGAAGAGCGUCGAGGAGGUCAAAUUCAUGAAUGAUUGAGGCCUGCUAAGACCUGCGCUCGCAGGCUCGGGAGUUGGUUGUAGGAAGCGCGCAAUAUUGGGAUCUGGAGCUGGCGCGGGAGUUGGAGGAGACGAGUUCUCGCUUGGUGGUGUAGGAGUCGUCAAACUGAGAUCGAAGGGUCUUCGAGGGACGGGACGAAUGAGAGGGGGACCAUCAUCGGCCAUUUUGAAGCCAAGGUUCUGUAUAACUGACUGUUUUGGUUGUUAGGUAUGAAGACAAUGGUGAGGGACAGCAAUGGCUUAUGAACCCGGCUCGGGUUCAGCUGAACUGAGCUGAAACCUGCAAGUCUCAAUAUUCGGACAAUGCAGUGCUACUAAACUUACAGUCUCGGCCAGUCUCAGCUUAGUAUCCUAAGCAAAUAUUGGUGUAGCUUCCGAGGGUCUGUCUGUCCCGGAUAAAAUAAUUUGAAGCUGUUGGGGUCCAGUCUCUGCAACCCUGUCCACCACUUUCACAGCGCGAGCUAACGAGCACAGGGCCCAAAGCUAGUUGGACCGGGAUAUCCGAAGCAAGUCAAGCAAUUGAGGAUAAACGGCAAUUGCUGAGAGGAAUUGAAGAGCUUCAAAUAUCUUGUUGUUGAAGCAAGUAUAACGAGGUUGGGAUUGAGUGGCAAAGAGUAAGACAGGAAUGAGGAGAUGGGUAAGAGGAAACAGAAGGAGGACAGUUUAAUACCCAACCCUGAAACCCAAAAUAGAGAGAGUACCUGAGUAAGAGAGUAGUAGUGAGAGAGUGAGAGAGGAAAAAUAAGAGAGACGGCACGUAGUUAGCCUCAACUGAAAAGGGAAACGAAGGAGCUGAACGAGGUUGUUCGUUCUUCACAUGCUCACAAGACCAAGGGACGGGCAGUUUCACGACUAAAGGGCCCCAGGAAUUACGUAGAUGUGCCCCAUUUACCUGCAUCAGCAGCUGUUGAGGGCCCUGAACCCCUGUAUCUUUUAGGUGGGUGAGUCCCCGCGGGGCUCUGUAAAGAUGUCACUGAUGAUGGUGGUGGAGAGUCAUUAGUGAUGAACUUGAUA
Molecule: messenger RNA, 4148 nt
Organism: Fusarium odoratissimum NRRL 54006
Lineage: Eukaryota; Fungi; Ascomycota; Sordariomycetes; Hypocreales; Nectriaceae
Exons: 3
Coding region: 981-1409 (142 amino acids)
Source: RefSeq, a predicted model, not a curated record